Molecule: messenger RNA, 1939 nt
Organism: Portunus trituberculatus (swimming crab)
Lineage: Eukaryota; Metazoa; Arthropoda; Malacostraca; Decapoda; Portunidae
Product: meiosis-specific nuclear structural protein 1-like
Exons: 12
Coding region: 300-1544 (414 amino acids)
Source: RefSeq, a predicted model, not a curated record
AAACGUUACGUUAGGAAACGACAGGAAAGCCCUUUCACCAGUGCAUGGGGGCACCGUUGAGAAGGCAAAGACAUAUCUUUAAGUGAGGCAAGUGCAAGCGAUGUAUCAAAGGAUCAAAACAUCGCCUGUCUGAAAGCAACGUAAAAUGUGUGAAUCGUUCAAUGAAGAGAAUGUUUUAUGAUGAAUAAUGAUAGCAGAUUAAAGGACAAAGCGGCAGAUUUCACUAAAAGGAUUCAUCCGUGACGAAAAAAAGUAAACAAGGAACAUAGUAUCGUCAUUCUACAUGUCCCUAACAAACCAUGGAAAGAAAGUUUGGAAAUGCUGCUGCCUUACGGCACCAGGUUGUGACUUCCAGUCAGGAACUACGAGCAUUAGAAUCAAAACUUAAAGCCUGUGCAUUGACUUGUUACAAUCGGGCUGCCAUGGCUGAAAAAGAAGUCCACACAAAACUAAUGAAUAUUGGAGAGAGAGAAUAUGCUGGUCUUGUGAAGGAACUAGACCAUGAGGAAAAGCUUUCUGCAUCCUUGACCCUCGCAGACCAAGAAGUUAAAAUGCUUAAAACUCAAAGGGUUUUGCAGGAGCAGAUUGCUGAAAAGGCUGCAGAUAAAGCUAAAGCUGAAGCUGAAAAUGUAAUUGAAAUGAUGGCAGAAGUGGAUGAGAACAAGUUGAUGGAAAAGGAGAAAAAAGAGCAGUGGGAGAAGAGACAGGCAUCCCAAGAAAAUACUCGACUUGCCCUUCAGAAGCAGACUGAACUAAGGAAACUUCUUGAGGAGGAAGACAAAUUACAAGAUAGAAAUAUUUCAAGGUGUGCAGAAGAAUAUAACCUGAGAAUAGAACUCCAAAAAGAAAUGGAACGACAGAAAGCAGAGAUGCAAAGGCUGCAGCACCAGCAACAGGAAGUGGCUCUCAUCCAUAAGUUGGAAAAGCAGCAAAUGGAAAAAGAUGUGAUCCAGGAUACAAGACUUGAACUGGAAAUACUACAAAAAAGUGCCCAAGAAAAGAAAUUUACUGAAGAGAAGGAGAAACAUAGAGAAGAAGCGAGACUUAGCCUUAUUAGAGGGCUGGAUGACCAAGUGAAGUACAAAAAGGAACAGGAAGCUAAAGAACAAAAAAAGGAUGAUGAGUACAGGAAAUUGGUACUGACAACGCCAAAUACUUGUGCUGAGCAAGUCCAUAACGUCAUGAGCCAGGCCAAUCUGCUGUACAACUUCCUGGCUCAACACACCAUUGUUAUGCACUACACUACCAAGCUUUUAGAAGUGAUGGCUGAAGAAUCCAAGCUAGACCAACUUGUGGCAGGAGCCCGCAGACGAAGGCAGUUGGACCAUCGUCAGUUGGUAGAACAUCUCCUACAGGAGCGGCGAGUACUUAGAGCCAAGUUAAUGAACCAACACCAACUACACAACCAAGAGGAAUUAGCAUAUAAUCAACUCAGGAAAAGCAUUUUGGAGGAAGAAGAAAAGCAGUUACUAUUAAAGUAUGCCCCACAUCUGAUGCCAUACUUCAGUCCAGAGCUCCAUGCUCGGCUCAGGCAGCUCCUCUGAGACAAGGUUAAGAAUGUUGAGAAUAUUAAGAAUACACUCUUCCUUAGUCUGUAUUUUUCAGUAAUAGGUGUAACAAGGUUAAGUGAACUCACUUCAAGAUAGAGAGACAUAAAAAUUAUUGGCAAAUGGCUUCAAAGAUUAUUGAAUGAUAGGUUGAUCUGCAAUGGAGAAAUUAUGCAUAAUCAUAGAAAAAUGAAACCAUAUAUCACAAACUGUUGUUCCUCUGGCAAAAUGUACUGUCAACUCUAGAUUAACAUGAGUUUAAACAACACAAUUUCAGUUUAAUGUAACUUGAUAUUUAACCCCUUCAACACAAUAACUCAAAUUUUGCGUCACUGGGACGCUAAUGACAUAUUUGAUGACGCUCAUAUUGCAUCAAGGCUGCUUUCUGCUAA